This is a messenger RNA of Durio zibethinus, 939 nucleotides long. The record is from RefSeq and is a predicted model, not a curated record. Lineage: Eukaryota; Viridiplantae; Streptophyta; Magnoliopsida; Malvales; Malvaceae.
UUUAUUUGUCCAUCAACAAUUGAACCGAACGGCUCAGUCCAAAUAACUAGUUGUCGCCCUUUGUACUUCCUUUAAAUCACGGAACAAACUAUAGGCCGCACAAAAAUUCAGUAAAAAAAAAAAACCACCCUAAACUUGCCGAAGCUGGCGUUCCUUCUGGCGAAAGAUUCUUCAUCCAUGGACUCUGCCGAAGAUAUAUUCGACUCAUCGCUAAAUCUAGAAGAAACUCAUUACCAAGAAGGUUACAAAGAAGGCUACAACCACGGCAUAACGACCGGCAAGGAAGAGGCAAGGCAAGUGGGUCUUAAAACGGGCUUCGAAACAGGCGAAGAGCUCGGUUUCUACAAGGGCUGUGUCGAUGUGUGGAGCUGCGCCAUCCAAAUUGAACCGACCCGUUUCUCUACUCGGGUCCAAAAGGGUAUUAAGCAAAUGCAGGAAUUGAUCCAAAAAUACCCAGUUAUGGAUCCGGAAAACGAAAGCGUCCAAGAAAUUAUUGAAGCUUUGAGGCUUAAGUUUAGGGUUAUCCGUGCAGCUUUGGGUGUUAAAUUGGAAUAUGAUGGAUGCCCAAAACCCAAGGAAAUCGAAUUUUGAUUUGAGCUACUUACUUUUUUUAAGGUAUUUUAAUUGCCAGGUAUCAGAUGUUUUUGGUUUUUUUUUUUUUUUUUAUACAGAUAGUGUAAACAAUUUUUUUUUUUAAUUUUAAAACCAAUUAUCUAAGAAGCUUUUUCUGUUUUUGGUACAACCUUGGCAAAAAUACACCAAUAAUGUCAUCAAGCAGCUGUAUUUUUAGUUUCCAUAUCAAGCACUUGAUCCUGACUUCUUCUUAUGUGCCUUUAAUUGAAGCCCGGUUUUUCAUUAAUCACUGAGUUGGCCUUGUCCCACAUUUUAAGCAGUGCUAAAAAUUUUCAGGCUUGAUCUGUUUCUCAUGUAUGUUUGCGU